Molecule: messenger RNA, 423 nt
Organism: Panicum virgatum (switchgrass)
Lineage: Eukaryota; Viridiplantae; Streptophyta; Magnoliopsida; Poales; Poaceae
Exons: 3
Coding region: 1-330 (109 amino acids)
Source: RefSeq, a predicted model, not a curated record
AUGCCUCUCCAUCCUCUGCUGUUACUCCAUGCCUCUCCAUCCUCUGCUGCUGCUCCUGAGCCCGUCCUGCGCUCCGCCCGGCUGCCGAUUGAAGCCUCCACCUGCAGAUUGACGCCUCCAUCGAUUCGUGGCUGCUUCCUUCCUCUGCUCUGCCUCUCUGCCAACGCCCUUCCUUCACGUCAGCCAGAGCUUGCUGCUUGGGACAAGAAGAAAAGAGAAGUCAGGCUCAGGCCAUCAAAAAGGAACAAGGGCAACUGGAAGUGGGAGGAUGUCUGCUACAUGGGCUCCAAAACUUGCAGCAACAAGGUAUGUUUCUAUCACUCCAUCUAGGUUAAGGUAUGUGUAUGGCGUCGCCUCGCCGCACGCCAUACUCGCCUAGGCGUCUGGAAGGGGGCGAGUCGCCUCGCCUCGCCUUACCGCCGU